Molecule: messenger RNA, 2241 nt
Organism: Phialemonium atrogriseum
Lineage: Eukaryota; Fungi; Ascomycota; Sordariomycetes; Cephalothecales; Cephalothecaceae
Product: ubiquitin family protein
Exons: 2
Coding region: 1-2241 (746 amino acids)
Biological process (GO): endoplasmic reticulum unfolded protein response
Source: RefSeq, a predicted model, not a curated record
AUGGCGGAAACAACAGAGGCAUCAUCCUCGCAGGGUCCUCUGCAGGAUGCUGCUUCCCAAACUGUCAAUCUCCAAGUCCUGUCUCCGUCUGUCGGCGUCAACAGGCCUUUGACCUUUCCCGGCAUCCCAGCUGUAACCACUGUCCGCCAGCUAAAGGAGAAGAUUCGGGACACGCUUCCAACCAAACCUGCGGAUGACCAGCAGCGACUGAUACACCGUGGAAGGCUUCUGGCACGAGACAGCGAGGCGUUGCAGGAUGUCUUUGGGACGGAAGCACUCCGAUCUGGGGACCAGCAGACUCUCCAUCUCGUACUCAGAGAUCUCUCCGAGCCUCGUGCUUCAAGCCAACAGCCCACGCCGAUCCGCGGCCACAGUCCAGCACCAGGCACCUUGCCGAACCGGCCUGCAGAGACCCAACUGCCUCCCCACCCCCAAACUGCCCACGCUCGCUUAGGUCUCGCGACGCCCGUUCAGACCUUUCCGAAUGCCCAAGUGCCGAUCCCGGAGUUUGCGCGCCCAAGCCUAGCUUCGCAAAUGCAGAUGAUGCAACAUCAGCAUGAGGCCAUGGUCCAUCAGACUACGGUCCAGUGGAUGAACCAGAUCCAACGAGAAGCAGGUUAUCGGCAGCUCCUAAACCAGCAUCAGAGGGAGCGGGCAGCGAUGGGGAUGCAUGGCGUCCAGGACGCCAACCCACAGGGACCAGGCUCGGGGGACAACUUGAGCGGCAGGAAUAGCCCAGCCAUCGGGCAGCCAGUGCACGUCACAAGGGAGGUGAUCGGCCCGAACGGCCAAUACUGGAGAAUGACGAUGGGCGAUACGGCAGUUGGCUCACGCACGAACUCUCCCCAGCCUGGUCCGCUCCCCGCCGGCCGAGGUCCCCUUGUGCCUGCCGAAGUACACCACAUCAUCCGCAAUGCCGAUGCUAAUCAGGCUACCCGGGCAAUGACCAAUGCUAUGCACCGAAGCGCAUCAGGUGCGUCAUUGGCCAACAUGGCCAACAUCAAUGCCCCGAUACAGCCCAUAGCGCCCGGGGUUACCGUGCCAAUGUUCCCGAACGGCUCGAGGCAUGGCAGUAGGACGGCGACUCCGGAUCCAUUUAUUCGGACUCCGAGUCACGGGAGCACCUCCGCCCCAUCUGCGUCACAGAAUAAUCUAGAGACUCAACCAUCCCCAGCCCAGCCCGAGGUGUACAUUCUAUCAUCCCCCUCCGGCCCACGAGCACUCCUCAUCAAUAGCGCCUCGGAGGCGUACUAUACACCAGCCCUACGCCCGUCGGCUCCCCGGACGCUUCGGGCCAACAUUUCCAUCCGCCAGCCGGGCGUGCAAAACGUGACCUUCAUACCGCAAAUCCACGUCUCCCGUAACCAGGCCCAGCCCCAGGGGCAGCAUGGCCAGGUGGUCCAAGCCCAACAGCCGCAGCCCCAAGGCCAGAAUGGAAAUCCAGGCCGCGAUCCCGUGGCGCAACGUAUUCCCGUCGUUGUCCCCAUCCAACCGCAUGCUCACAACCCCGGCAUUGGCGCUCUUAUGGUGGUCGCCUGGCCGCACAUCUGGCUCGUUAUUAGGUUGACAGCCUUUGUGUGGUGGUUCACGGCUUCCGAUACGAGCUGGUCGCGCUGGUGGGCUGUCGUCGCGAUCGCGAUCGCCGUCUUCGCCGUCAACACGGGCCUGAUGAACGGCGUCGCCAACCGGGCAUGGGAGCCACUCCGGCGGCACCUGGAGGGCCUGAUUCCAUUUGCCGACCCGGCCGCAGCGCGGGACGACCCCGAACCCACACCCGCGCCCCAGCCCGCGCACGAGACAGAGACUCCGACUGCGACCGCGACCGCGACCGCGACCGCGACCGAACCGGGGGAAGGGGCCCCCUUACUCGAGCGUCCCGACCCGGCCGCAACGGCGGCGCGCCUCGUGGCGGAGCGCCAGAAUGCCAACGCCAACCGGCUCCUGGACCGGGUGCGGCGCCUCGAGCGGGCGGGCCUGCUAUUCCUGGCGAGUAUCGCGCCCGGCGUCGCGGAGCGCCACAUCGCCCACCUCGAGGCGCAGGAGCGCGCCGAGAGGGAGCGGAGGGAGGCCGAAGAGGAGGCGGCCGCGACGGCCGCGAGGGAGGCUGCUGAGAGUGAGGCCGAAGCUGCGGCUGCGGUUGAGGCUGCGGCUGAGGCUCCGGAUGCGGCGCCUGAUGCGAUGGCCGAUGGCGGUGGGAUCCAGCAGGGUGGAGGUGAGACUGGGGAGCAGUUGGUGGUCUAG